AUGAAAAUAUUAAAUAUAUUAAUUGUUUUGAAGGAGGUUGUUUAUUAUAACAUAAGUUUUUCAAUUUUUUUAUUUUUAGGUUGUGAUAAUCUUUUUGCUGUUUUUGCCGAAAAUGCAUUUAAAAAGCCACAAGACUGUUUUAAUUAUUCUUUUUAUUAUUUUGAAAUUAAAUGUAAAUUUGAAAGAGAGGUGGUUAAAGAUUUAAAUUGGAUGAAUAUUAGUCUUGCAUGUUGUGAUAAAACUAAACAUAAUAAAUUUGCCGCAAAAAAUACAACAAUUCAUAACGAGGAAAAGAAAUACAAAAUUUCAACAGUUAUCAAUAAUAAUGAUAUUUUUGGUUGUGGAUUAGUUUAUCCUCCAACUAAUAAAAUGAAUUACAAACUUCCAUAUAUUUUCUUUACCCAAAACGGAAAACAAAUGGGUAAAGGGAUGUUAUUGAAGGAAAAUCAUGACUCAUAUAAACCAUGUGUUUGGCUUCAGUGUUGUUCAAUUGAAACAAACUUUGGAAAUGAUUUGGAAUCAAAGCCAUUUAAAUAUGACGUUUCAAAACAUUUCAUUCUUAAAGAAUUUUAUUGA
Molecule: messenger RNA, 576 nt
Organism: Meloidogyne enterolobii
Lineage: Eukaryota; Metazoa; Nematoda; Chromadorea; Rhabditida; Meloidogynidae
Source: the annotation of a GenBank genome assembly